This is a messenger RNA of Ceutorhynchus assimilis (cabbage seed weevil), 2086 nucleotides long. The record is from the annotation of a GenBank genome assembly. Lineage: Eukaryota; Metazoa; Arthropoda; Insecta; Coleoptera; Curculionidae.
CAUCCAGUAGCUAUAGUCUCUUCAAGUUGUCUGUAUCGAUAAUUAAAUAAUUACCAAAUUUGUUAAUAAUGUAUGGUGAUGAAUACAAUGUGUGAUAAUUAAAGUAGAAAUUAUUAGAUAAAAAUAAGAAAAAUGGACGAAGACGUAGUCAACCAUGACGCCGACAAACCAAAAAUAAUCAUCUCAUCAGAAACUACCAAAUCCAAAAGACGACGUUUACGGGUUGGUGAUCCAGAUUUCGUACCCCCAGAUGGAGGCUGGGGUUGGUUAAUCGUGUUCGCUUGUGGAUUUAGUAAUCUCAGCAUCUUUCCAAUGUUCCAACAAUUUGGCCUAGUAUUCCGUUCCCGUUUCGAAGAACUUCACAUCUCCUCGGCCCAAACUACCUCGGUGAUAAACAUGAACUCUGCCUUCAAUGCUGGCAUGGGGCUACUCAAUGGACCAUUGUACCGCAAAUUCACUUACAGACAAGUUGCCAUGUGCGGUUCACUUUUAGUUGCCGUAUCUUUGUUUCUAUGUCAGUAUUGUGACAGUUUUUGGGGCUACAUGAUUCUUUACUCUGCCUGUUACGGAGCCGGUAUUGGAACAACCCAAUCGUCCAACUCACUAGCUCUAAAUACGUACUUUAAAGACAAGCGACGUGUGGCUACAGGGUUUUCAUGGACAACUACCGCUUUAGGGCCGAUAGUGUGGCCUUACAUUAUCGUUUUAUUCAAUUCGGUUUACGGUAUCAAAGGGACGAUAUUGUUGUUUGCCGGAUUUGCCCUACACGCCUUUGUUUGUUCGUUGUUGCUACAACCAGUAGAAUGGCAUACGAAGUUUAGAGAUUCCAAUCCAGAAUCAUCUGCUCUCCUAGAAAAUGGCCAACCCGAAACUAAAGCCAAAGCCGAAUGGGUUAAGCUACGUAAGCGCGGCUUAUUUUCCAGCCAGUACUUACACAACGAAGACGAUCCAAUUCAUACCGGCUACGAAAUCACCGACCCCGGAACCCCGAUGAUGGUCAAGUACAAUGACGGUUGGUACUCGCGCUCGCAAAUGGGUUCCCGUUUGUCGCUGAACUCCAACAAAAGCAAAAGUUCUAAGCCGGGUUCUAAGCCGAUUUCCUCGAAACCCUCUACGACUAAUUUGCCGGAAUUUGGACGAGGAGAUGAGACAACGUCGCAAAAGAAACGAAGAAUUUCAUCAAUCAAUAAACCUGCUAUAGUCGAAGAAAUCGAGCCUCAUGAAGAAAAUUUGAGUUUGCCCAAAGAAAACAAGGUGCUUCAAGAAGCUGCAAAUAUUUUAAGAGAGUACAAACAAGUGCAAAAGAAAGAAGGCGAAAUUUCAAAAAUAAUUCACGAAGAAGUGCCAAACAACAACAAAAAAUUAACAAUAUGCGAAAAGAUUUCGAUUUUUUUCGGAUUCGAACUGUUCAAAGACCCAGUCUACGUUAAUCUGAUGCUGGGCAUUACAGUUGCCAACUUUGCCGAACUAAAUUUUUCCAUCCUCACGCCGAUGGUACUCAAAGAGUUCAAUUUUGGCGAAUACGAAACUGCUUCGUUUAUGUCCUUGUUGGCCGCCACCGACAUCGUAGUCCGAUUUUUCAUACCGUUUAUCGCCGACAAGAUUGGUUGGGACAAUAAGACCUUCUUUUUAAUUGGAGUACUUGCUAUGGCAUUCGGAAGAAUCGUUUUAGUCCAUACGCAAACUUACAUCUGGAGUCUAGUUGUGGCAGUUAUAAUUGGAGCAGGUAAAGGAUUAAGGACAAUCUUCAUUGCUCUGGUCAUUCCUUCUUACGUGCCAUUGGAAAAGUUACCAGCUGCUUCUGGAUUGCAAUUGGCCACCAGCGGAAUUUUAUUCAUCAUACUUGGACCAGUUGUAGGUUGGGUACGAGACGCAGUCAAUAAUUACGUCGUCACGUUGCACCUGCUCAAUAUUUGUACUUAUUUUACUGCGGUUGCCUGGAUUGUUGAGGAACUGGUUUCGAAACGACGAAAGAAUAACGAGGAGAAAACGAAGAAGUCGUUUAAAAUGACGAAUUUAUAAGUUUUUGAGAGACGAUGAUUUUUUGUAUCAUUAAAAAAUGUUAUUUUUGUGUUUUUUUUUCUAA